AUUGGAAAACCAAGUCGUUGAGAUUAGAAAAAGAAAAAAGAAAUGGAGGAUUGGUUAUCUUCUCCGGAGAGGUGGGGAGAGACGAUUUCGGAGAAAGUAUUAUCAGUUUACAAUACACUUCCAAAGAAAGGCAAACCUCAAGGUCGUGAAGUCACUGUCUUGGCUGCAUUUCUCCUUUCUUCUCCUUCACCACAAGAUUUGGAAGUUGUGGCGUUAGGGACGGGGACGAAGUGUCUUGGUCGCUCGCAGUUAAGCUCAAAUGGUGAUGUGGUGAAUGAUUCACACGCUGAAGUAGUUGCUCGCAGAGCCUUGAUGAGGUUCUUCUACACACAGAUUUACCAUCAGUCCCAGAGCAACAGUGAGAGUGAACAUCACAAAACGAAAAAGAUGCGGUGCGACAAUGUAAACAACUUCUUGCUUCAAAUAGAUGAGGAGGCUGGAGCUGAAAGAAAAUAUGUCAUGAGAAAGUGCUGGAAAUUGCACUUAUACAUAUCUCAGUUACCAUGUGGCGAUGCUUCAUCAUCAGCUACUAGAGACGUCCAAGCUAGGUCAGAUAAUGUGGCACCAUGUUUGUUCGAUAAAGGGGAUGAUUCACAAUGCAUAGGCUCAGUUCAGAGGAAGCCUGGUCGUGGUGAUACAACAUUGUCAGUUAGCUGUUCUGACAAGAUAGCUCGAUGGAAUGUAGCUGGACUUCAAGGAGCUCUUCUCUCGUACUUUCUCCAGCCCGUUUUUCUUUCCUCUAUAACAGUUGGAUUAUCCCCUCAUAAUGCCAAAAAUUGUAUAGUAGAGGGACUGUUGAAAAGUGCAGUAUGUGACAGAGUACAAUUAUUUUCAAAUGAGCUAAUGAAUCCCUUAAAGGUGAAUCAGCCACUAUUUUGUACAGCUCCAAUACCACCGAAGGAGUUUCAACACUCAGAGUCUGCUUUGAACACUAUUACUUGCGGGUAUUCUAUCUACUGGAAUAAGUCUGGCUUGCAUGAGGUCAUUCUUGGAACUACUGGAAGAAAGCAAGGAGCCUCUGCUAAAGGGGCACAGUAUCCAUCUACAGAGUCAUCUUUAUGCAAGAAGCGCUUACUGGAAAUGUUUUGGUCACUUAAAAGUGAAUGCACUACUAAAUUUCCUUCCACUGACAUUUCUUAUAGAACACUAAAGGAUGGAUCCCAAGAUUAUUAUUUAACAUCUAAAGUUUUCAAGGAACAACCAGCAUUUAGGAACUGGAUAUCAAAACCGAUAAACUACGAGGCUUUCUCCUUUGGAUGUUAGUGAGGUACGUGUUUUGUUUGCCGUCUAUUUUAAUGGCAAACCCAAAGAUAAAAGGGGUGAAUAUAAAUGUUUCUGAAGGACCUGCCCCCAUGUUUGAAGACAAUCUUGUAUUGUGCCAAUGAAUUAGUUUAUGGCUCUUUCAUUAUCAUUAUGUUUUAUUUUCAACCUCUCGAGGUUCCAUAGGAUGUUAUUAACAACAAAUCACACACUACAAACAUAUGAAUUUCAACUAGUAUAGAUUGUAAUAGCAAUUUUGUUCCCUUGUUUCAUCAAAAGUGCUACUCCUCUCCCUCUCUCUAUGAUUUGAAAA
Messenger RNA from Cucumis sativus (cucumber), 1573 nucleotides. RefSeq names its product tRNA-specific adenosine deaminase TAD1. Gene Ontology annotation, biological process: adenosine to inosine editing; RNA processing. Gene Ontology annotation, molecular function: double-stranded RNA binding; double-stranded RNA adenosine deaminase activity; tRNA-specific adenosine deaminase activity. Bases 43 to 1263 code for a protein of 406 amino acids. NCBI's taxonomy places the organism in Eukaryota, Viridiplantae, Streptophyta, Magnoliopsida, Cucurbitales, Cucurbitaceae. Gene Ontology annotation, cellular component: nucleolus; cytoplasm. The record is from RefSeq and is a predicted model, not a curated record. The transcript has 10 exons.